This is a messenger RNA of Beauveria bassiana ARSEF 2860, 2133 nucleotides long. RefSeq names its product Spa2-like protein. Gene Ontology annotation, cellular component: actomyosin contractile ring; cell cortex of growing cell tip. Gene Ontology annotation, molecular function: MAP kinase scaffold activity. The transcript is spliced from 3 exons. Lineage: Eukaryota; Fungi; Ascomycota; Sordariomycetes; Hypocreales; Cordycipitaceae. The record is from RefSeq and is a predicted model, not a curated record. The coding region runs from base 1 to 2133 and encodes 710 amino acids.
AUGAGCGCUGUUGGUCGCAAUGCGCCGCUCUCUCCGAUAUCUGUAGGCGGAAACGAUUGGUCUAUCCCAAAAUAUCCUCCCAGUGGCGACGCUCCUUAUCCCAAUAGUCGCGGCAAUCUCGCCUCCCCCCCCAAUUCGGGUGGCUCCAACGGCAACAUGAGUAUCAACGGCUUUCCUGGCGGUCCUAGGAGCACCGGUGGCCCGUCACCGCCAGCUUCGGUUGGCCGUUCCUCUGGCGGCACCAACAUGUACGCCAGAAGCGAUGCUGGUCCUCCCAACGGCGGUCUUAGCGGCCCCAGCGGCCAGCAACAGCAAAGGGGCGGCGAGCUCGACGAAGCCGUCCUCCACGAGCAUUACCUCACCCUUCGCGUCUUUCUCAACUCACGCGACUCGGCCGCGAAGCAGCAGCCUAACAAGGCGCGCGAUAAGCUCCUGCGACUCUCCUCUGUCCAGUUCUUCGAGCUGAGUACCGACGUCUUUGACGAGCUGAUGCGCAGACAGGCCCUUGCUCGCAUCCCUCCCAAUGCCCCCAACCGCCCGUCCGCCUUUCUACUACCCGAAAAGACGUUUCACCCCAAACGAAACCAGGCUCGUCAGCGACUCUCUUUCCUUGGCCCUCCGCGUUUCCGGGACUUGGCCGCCGAUGUCUUUUCCGAGCUCGAGCGCCGAUUCCCGAGAUUCGUGGCAGGCGAAAUUCCCCGGGGGAACAGCGCCAUGUCCAACCGCAGCGGCGGGCGAACUGGCACUCCUGUCAACGGUGGAUAUCCUCCCAGAGGUCAGAGUCGUGCUCGGCGUCCGUCAGACUCAAGCUCGAUGAGAGGCGGCCCUCCACCGCCAGACCCAUACGCGGUUCCUCCAUCUCCAAACCUCGGCGGCGGCAGCGACUUUAAUCGACCCCUGCCCAAGCAGAUCAACCAAAAUAAUACCAUAAUUCCCAACAAAAGUACCAUGCUCGAGGAAGACGACGGCGAGGGUUCGUCAGAAACUGACAGAAAGCUUAUUGAGGACUAUGAAUUACAACUAAGAGAGCUGCGGGAAAAGCUGGCGAGCAUGGAAAGUCAGAAGAAAGACGAGAAGUUGCAAGAAAAGCAGGAAUGGGCCGACAAGCUAGCCGAAGCCGAGAGCAGGAAUAGCUCGAUGAAACAAGAGCUGGAGAGACUGCAAGACAAACACGACCGCGAAACUCGAGACCUGCAAUCGAGAUUGGAUGAGAUGGAGCGCAAUUCCGGGAGUAUGCGCGGCGGUGGAGACUUGGAAAUGGAGAAUGAGGAGCUGCGCAACUCGCUUAAUCGACAACAACGGGUCACCGAAGAGGUUCGCCAGGAGGCACAGGAAUUUCUGCGUGAAAUGCGCACACUUUCCGAGCAAAGUCACGCACGAUAUGAAAAGCAAGUUGAAUUGGAGCGCAACAUCGAAGCGCUAGAGGCUGAAGUAAAGGAAUGGCGAAACCGGUAUGCCCGUACAAAGACGCAGCUCCGCAGCCUGCGCUCUUCUUCGCUAGGUCUGUCUGAGGAUACCGAAGGCGCACGAUUGAUUCGAGAAAAGGGUUUCAGCGACGACAAUGGCCUCGUCAAGGACGUCCAUGUCACUAAGUAUCAGAUCUCCAUCGACGAUCUGCUCCAGUCGGCGCGCAAAGAUAAUCCGGAAAAGACAAUUGAUGCAAUGAAGGCUGUCGUGGUCAGCGUGCGGCGAGUCACUAGAGAUGCCGACGGCGCGGCGCGACACGAUGAACAAGCGGCGCAACAGCUGGGAAAACUCAAGGCUAGGGUCUCCGCAGCGGCCAACAAUCUCAUCACAGCUACCAAGCAUUUUGCUUCCGGGGCGGGCAUCUCGCCAGUAUCGCUGGUGGAUGCUGCCGCGUCUCAUCUAACAGUAGCUAUUGUCGAGCUCCUUCGCGUUUGCAAGAUUCGACCUACACCGGCAGGAUCACGAAAUUCACUACCGGCACCGCCGGCUUUCCAAGGGUUAGGCGGCAUGCGAGCGAGCGCUGAGUCGUCGGCGUACAGCCCCAUCAACUCCCCGCGAGAAUCGAUAGAACCGUUUGGACGCAACGGCCCUAAUGGCAUCACGAAUGGCUACGGACAGAGCGCAAACGGCCGCAAUGAGGGCUACAAGGCGUACGACGGUUACUAA